Molecule: messenger RNA, 1048 nt
Organism: Macroventuria anomochaeta
Lineage: Eukaryota; Fungi; Ascomycota; Dothideomycetes; Pleosporales; Didymellaceae
Exons: 2
Coding region: 284-796 (170 amino acids)
Source: RefSeq, a predicted model, not a curated record
CUGGCUCUGAGGAGCUUCUGUGUGGUUGCUACGACUUUUGGGAACUCGUGAAUCGCGGGCCGAAACUUUUCCUGUAGGUCGCAAACACUGAUAGGGCAUCAGUAGGGUACGAAACCUGGAUGGUGGGAUGCAUACAAGAGAGCGGGGUUUGCAAUGCGUUGCUGUGUCAUUUUCGAGGAUAUCGAUCUGCGAGUAAUAUAAUCGAUGUUUCUGUACGACUGCGAGACGCGUGGCUGUAGAGGGCGCAACAUGUUGAUGCUCUUGCACUUCCUUCUCUAUCCGGAUGGUAGUGCAAAGCCUCGGCAAAAGCAAUCAUUUCUGGAAGCCGGUGGUCCGUGUUGAGCUCACAAGCCACGGCGGCUGCUUGGAAACAGACCCGCUGCGAGCGAUUGCCCUCAGAUUGCCCCAAUCUAUCCGCAAGCGACGUCAUGCUGAUUGGCGAGUGGAACACUCGACUGUCGCAGUGUGCAUGUUGCUGCUAGCCGUGGAGGGCCAACGGAAUUGCGGUAACAACGGGUCCCGGCGUCAGUACCGGAGCGUCCCUGCAGCAGCUCGCCCAUGUGUGAGGCGACGGUCUGACUGCUCCUCAGUCAUUGCGCCGAACACUGUGGAGGCUGUCAAUUUACUCCGAAACGGCAAUGGCUGCACGGUCGUGUGGGCUCAUAUAAGACAGACACGCUCAGCUGUCAUCGUGUUCUGGCUGGUCAGUCAGCACUUCUAUUUACGAGCGUCAUCCAGUCUGUCGAGUGCGCAGAAGGUACUUGCUGCGGCUGUUGAAAGACGACAAAUGUGGUAGUGACUGACCGACACUGCCAUAGCAAUAUUGAUGUCAGCAAUUGACUGAUGUCCACAUCCAGGUACCUGUGGGGUGAUGAGGCAGCGUAACCGGCAUGUCAUGUGAACAGGAAACAAUGUAAACCAGCCCCUUGGUGGAGGCUGCUAGGUAUUCAUCGUGAAGAGCACCCAAUGGGCAUAUCAGAACGGUGAGGCGUGGCGCUAGUUGUUCGUUGUUCACUCUUUGAGGACGGGGAAAUUGGUCGUAGUCAGG